AUGUUAUUGAUAAUGGACAAUGCACAACAAACGAAGACUGUAAAGCAACGAAUGGGAUUAAUUGUAUUAAAUGUUAUAAAGGAGAACUCAACGCCAAUUGUGGUUCAUGCAGUGAUGUCAAUUGUGUAUUAUGAUGGAAUGUGCCAGUUAACAAUCGACACAUCGAUUUAUGAUUACAACGACGUUAUUUACUGUAAAGACGGGUAUUACAUUGAUAACUCUGAGUGCAAAAGUUGCUCAACAAAUAAUGCGAAUUGGAUGAAAUGUGAUGUUGAGAAGCCUAUGAAAUGUUCAACAAACUAUGAAAUCACAGAGAGUGGUAGUUGUGAAUCGACAACUUGCAAAAACAAUGAAGAAACAGAACAGAAUGGGAGGUGCUCUGUAACACAAGAUAAUUGUGCGUUUACACUCAAUAAUAAAUGUGUUGAAUGUACUAACAAUUACACGAUAGACGACAAUGGAAAUUGCAUACAAAACAAUGGAGAAAUUGAACAAUCCUAUUGUAAAGAAACAACACAAUAUGGGUGUGUGAGGUGUAACGACAAAUACUAUUUAUUAUUUGGGAAGUGUGUGAGUUGUGAUGAUAACUGUGACGCCUGCAUCUCAAAUUCAACAUUUUGUCUUUCAUGCAAAGAAGGGACGUUUUUGAGUGACCACAAGUGUAUUACAAACAACGUCUUGAAUGGCAUUUGUACACAGUUUAUACCAUCAGGUGGGUGUGUCAAAUGUAAUGAUGGAUAUUACAGAAGUGGGUUGUCUUGUGAGAAAUGUGACGUCAAAUGUGGGACUUGCAACAACAGAGAAAGUUGUUUGACGUGCAACUUAACAAAUUAUCGAACGUCCAAUAACGAAUGCAAACCACAAAGCGACAUUGUUGGGUGUCAACUGGAAACAACACAAAAUGGAUGUUCAAAGUGUUCUGAUGGGUGUUUCACAGUCAACACAAAUGAGUGUGAAAAGUGUAAUGCGACUUGUGCAACGUGUGUGCAAACAAAAUACGCGUGUACUUCAUGUGAUACAAAUGAAGUUUUGGUUGACUCACAAUGUGUUGAUAUUUCAUUCAUAACAAAUUGCAAAGAAGUUGGUUAUUCAAAAUGCACAAAAUGCUCAUUUUGGCACACACCAAGUGCAAAUGGCACUUACUGCAAUUCACAUGUUGUGUGGUGGGUUAUACUAAUAGGUGUACUUCUUAUAAUAGUUAUAUUCAUUGUGACGACAUUGGUGAUUGUGUUAAUAGUUAAACACGUUUCAAAAUAUUUAAAAGAAAAGUCCAAUGAGACAACAACGACACUCUUUGAAAUGUCAAAGUCGAACAUUCAAUUUGUGACAGUUGGUGAUGGCGUUGUGGUAAAUAAAACAAAAAUAGUUUUCAACGAUGGCGAAGAAGUCGAAGUCAACGAAAAGCAGAGAGAUUUGUUGUGUGUUGGUAAUAUCACCAAACACAACAUGAAAAUCCAAAUUUCAACACAAACACUCACAAACCAGAAAUAUCAAAUUGAGAGUAAUCCACAAAUAGUCGUCUUGCCAAAAGGCUUUGCGUGUGAAUUUGAGAUAUUACUGACACUUUCGUGUACUUCCAAAAUUGAAAGUAAAAUACUUUUAGUGGCAAAUUCAUAUACACAACAAAAAGCAAUUUGCAAAGCAAUUGGGAUAUCUGCUCUCUCAAAAAUUUCAAUUCGAAUUGAUCCAGACGAAUUAAUAGAAGGUGUCAAAAUAGGGGAGGGGUCUUUUGGUAUUGUGUACAAAGGAAAUUACAGGGGAAAUGUUGUUGUUAUUAAAAAGAUGAAAAGUGCACAAGAAAACGUGAUGGAUGAAUUCACCAAAGAAGUCUCUAUGUUGGACAAAUUCCGAAGUGAGUACAUUGUCCACUUUUAUGGCGCCGUCUUUAUACCAAGUAAGGUGUGUAUGGUCACUGAAUAUGCACAAUAUGGAAGUUUGAAGGAUUUGAUGAGCCACAAAAAUUCGAAUGAAAUUGACUUUCAAAUUCGCAAUAAAAUGAUGAUUGACGCAGCCAAAGGAAUUUUGUAUUUACAUUCAAAUGGGAUAUUACACAGAGACAUCAAACCAGACAACAUUCUCGUCUUUUCACUUGAUGUGAAUGACAAAGUGAAUGCGAAAUUGACUGAUUUUGGAGCAAGUCGAAACAUCAAUAUGCUGAUGACAAACAUGACAUUCACCAAAGGUAUUGGAACACCAAAGUACAUGGCGCCUGAAGUCUUAAACAAAGAAAAGUACAAGAAGGCGGCUGAUGUGUAUUCAUUUGCAAUUACAAUGUAUGAGUGCUUUACGUGGAGUGACGCGUUUCCAAAGGAUGUCUACAAAUACGCGUGGGAUAUUGCAGACUCGGUGUGUUAUGGCAAGCGCCCUGAUUUAAUGAUGCUAACUGAAAAACAGAAAGAUGUUGUUGUUAAGGCGUGGCAACAAACGCCAAAAGACAGACCUGAUAUUGAGACGGUGAUUAAACAAUUAGAAUCGUUGUGA
Entamoeba invadens IP1 is the source of this 2481-nucleotide messenger RNA. RefSeq names its product protein serine/threonine kinase, putative. Lineage: Eukaryota; Evosea; Mastigamoebida; Endamoebidae. The transcript has 3 exons. The record is from RefSeq and is a predicted model, not a curated record. Gene Ontology annotation, molecular function: protein kinase activity; ATP binding. Gene Ontology annotation, biological process: protein phosphorylation. The coding region runs from base 1 to 2481 and encodes 826 amino acids.